Emericellopsis atlantica is the source of this 1720-nucleotide messenger RNA. RefSeq names its product putative proline oxidase Put1. NCBI's taxonomy places the organism in Eukaryota, Fungi, Ascomycota, Sordariomycetes, Hypocreales, Bionectriaceae. The record is from RefSeq and is a predicted model, not a curated record. Gene Ontology annotation, molecular function: proline dehydrogenase activity; FAD binding. The transcript has a single exon. Gene Ontology annotation, cellular component: mitochondrion. The coding region runs from base 177 to 1529 and encodes 450 amino acids.
AUCUUGGACCGACACACUCUCGUCUCUCUCUUUGUUCUUCUUCAUCAUCCAUCCAACAAUAAACUCUAAUCACUAGUGUCCUGUCGAGUGCCAUCACUGCCAUCAACUUAAAAAGACACCUAGCACACGACACCUCUCACCCAGCCCUCAACAGCACUCACGACAACUUCAUCGCCAUGCGGGUCUCUACCGCCCGCAAGAUCGUGGCCCUGCCCAAGCAGGGCGCCGACUACCUCCCACUCGAGCCCUUUGCCGCCAGCCUCCCACGACCAGCCCAGAGGCAGCAACCACGGCCACUGGCCAAACUACCCACCAGCGUCGUCCUGCGCUCCCUCGCCGUCAACUACGCCAUGUCCUCCCCUCUCCUCAACAGCGUCUCCAUGGCGGUCCUCCGCCGUGCUGUUCACCCCACAAACGCCCUCUUCGACACGGCCAAGAACCCUCUCCUCCGCUUCCUCCUCAGGGCAUUCGCCUACGACCAGUUCUGCGCGGGCAUGAGCCCCGGCAUGGUCCAACGGCGCAUCUCUGGACUCAAGGACAUGGGCUACCGCGGCGUCAUUCUCUGCUACGGUAAGGAGACUGUCAUCAAGGGCGGUGCCGCCUCGGCCCAGGAGAAGAUCAAGUCUCUCAUGUACGGACCCCAGGAGACCCUCAUGGUCGAGCAGUGGAAGGAUGGUCUGCUCAAGACCCUUUCGUGCCUCGGUGCAGGUGACUUCUUGGCCGUCAAGGUCACCGGUGCCGGGCCCAUGGCACUCGAUGCCCUCAAGGCCGGCGAGCCCAUGCCCGCCCCCCUCCAGGCGGCCAUGGACGAGGUGUGCGCCCUGGCGUCGUCCCAGGGCGUCCGCUGCUGGCUCGACGCCGAGCAGGCCAUGCUCCAGGGCACCAUUGACGAGUGGGCCAUUGAUCUCAUGCGCACGCACAACAAGAACGGCGUCGCCGUCAUGUCCAACACCAUCCAGGCCUACCUCAAGGCGGCCCCCGCCAACGUGAAGCGCCACGUCGAGCUGGCCUCCAAGGAGGGCUGGACCCUCGGCAUCAAGCUCGUCCGCGGCGCCUACAUUGACACCGAUCCCCGCCACCUUAUCCACGACACGGCACAGGACACCCACGACUGCUUUGACGAGAUUGCCCGCGGCCUCAUCUCCUGCGACAUCCCCGAGGGUGGCCAGGCGACCUUCCCCACGACCCAGCUCUUCAUGGCCACCCACAACGCCGCCUCUGUCCGCAAGGCGCUCACGCUCCAGCGCGAGCGCGUCGCGGCCGGCCAGCCCUGCGCCCUGCUCGAGUUUGGCCAGCUCCAGGGCAUGGCUGACGACGUGUCCUGCGAGCUCCUCGAGGAGUGCGGCCACAACAGCGGACCCAACGCGCCUGGCGUGUACAAGUACCUCACCUGGGGCACCCUGACUGAGUGCCUCGGCUACCUGUACAGGCGAUCGCUCGAGAACAAGGGCAUGGCCGCCCGAGCGGGCGAGUUGGCGGGCGCCAUGGGCAAUGAGCUGUGGCAGCGUGUCAAGACGCUCAAGUUCUAAGCGGUCGAUGACUCUUUUUUCUUUUUGUCUCUUGGGGGGGAGUUUCUUCGGAACCGGUGCAUAGACGGAGCAAGCGUUGCUAUUUGGGUUGUCUUUUGGAAGCGUGGUGAAACUGGUCAUGAUCAUGAUGAUGAAUACACAUAAAUACCUAUAUCUAGAAUGAUAUCACACAAUAUUAGUAAAGUCAAGUA